Dendroctonus ponderosae (mountain pine beetle) is the source of this 4329-nucleotide messenger RNA. Its product is annotated as ankyrin repeat domain-containing protein 27. Gene Ontology annotation, molecular function: guanyl-nucleotide exchange factor activity; SNARE binding. The coding region runs from base 114 to 2768 and encodes 884 amino acids. NCBI's taxonomy places the organism in Eukaryota, Metazoa, Arthropoda, Insecta, Coleoptera, Curculionidae. The record is from RefSeq and is a predicted model, not a curated record. The transcript has a single exon. Gene Ontology annotation, biological process: neuron projection morphogenesis; early endosome to late endosome transport. Gene Ontology annotation, cellular component: early endosome; neuron projection; late endosome.
ACUAACCUAAUUUUUGGGGAUAUUUUGUCAAUAUGUCACAUUUGUUUACGUUGGUGCAGCUAAACAGUUUAUUACGAUUAAAAACGGGUUAAAAUUAAAUCAUAACGAAGACGAUGUGGUCCCAAUACGACGAAGAUUUAUCCCAAAAUCAGUUUUUUAAAGAAAUCAAGCAGAAUCAUCAAGAUAUUAUAAAACGAGCGACUGAAGAUCAUUGGAUUAUCUGUGUUCCUCGAGCUGGAACCCUUACAAGUGCAGACAUAUCAGUGAAUGUUGUCUUGGAUCAUAUCUUGAUACCUGGUGCUGAUCAAUCAUACACCUACACUACGCUGAGUAAGAAAGAGGUCCUUCUAGUCAACCACCACUUGACGUUGGAUCAAAAUACCAUCUUUCACAGAGACAUCGAAAUCCUUUUUGAAGAGACACACUAUUUAAAGCAAAAAUCUAAGUACUUAGUGUGGUGUGUUAAUGUGCCUCUUUUUACUCAUCACAAUCAAAAUCGGUGUCCAAAUAACAACGUGGUGUUAGUGACAAUUCAGGACUGUAUAGACUUUUUGUAUUCAGAAACUUUUGGCCACAAUUUAUUAGAAGGUAUUCACAGCCUCUGUGUGGACUUUUGGAAAACCCAUCAGAGUGCAUUUUACACUGAAUCAUUGCAGAGCCAAAAAGAUUAUUUAGGAAACUUGUAUUCCCAAAGUUUACAGUUGUGCUUCAAGAAUGAUAUUAUUAGAGAUAAAUGUGAUAAAAAUUUGCUGCAUUUGGAUAAUUUUAAGCUAUCAAUCGAGACAUAUAUGCAAUAUUGUCUUGGCAGAAAGCUGAUGUACAGUAUAAAUACAUUGCAACAUUUAAGUGAUUGUUGCGUCAACAAAAUAGUGAGAAAUUCGUCUGAUAUAUCUUUAAAAGAUCUUGGUAUUCCUAGUCAUUUUCUUAACUACGUUUUCGAUGCCAAAUCUGAAUUAUCCAGGCUUAACAAUGUUGUAACUGGUCUGGACAAAUUAUAUUGUUUGUCCAGAGUUUUCAAUAUUUUCAGCAACAAGUUGGUAAAAACUGACGAAAGACUAUAUCUCACAUCAGACGACUUUCUACAAAUACUGGUUUACUUAGUUUUAAACUCGAAUAUCUCAAACUGGAUGGCAAAUUUAACAUAUCUAAAGGAAUUUCAGUUUGCACUAUCUACUAAUCAUGACCAGCAAAACUUUUUAGUUUCCAGUUUAGAGGCAGCGUUGGCCUUUAUUAAAAGCAAUCAGUUUUUGGAUAUUUCUAAAUCAGUGGGUCGUUCAAAUAACAAUCAACUUACAGUUUUUGAUAAAAUUUACCAUCGGUUCAAAGACAAGAGAGACGUUAAGGAUAUAGAAAGUUUUUUGGAAAAGGAAAUAGCCGCUGUAGAGUUAUGCCAUCCGUUGUGUUCGUGUAUCAAAUGUGAGCAAACUGACAAAAAACCCACGGAAAAAAAUAUUUACAAAAUGUUUAAUAAAUCAAAUCAGAACUUUUUGAUUGUGGCUUGUAGAGAAAAUAAUCCAGAAUUCCUAGAAUAUAUACUUUCAUUGGGAUUCGAUAUUAAUUUUCAAGAUGACUGCGGGAGAUCAGCACUGCACUAUGCCGCAGAAAAGGGGUUUCAAGAGGUUUUGUUGCUAUUAAUUAGCGCGGAAAUAAAUGUAAAUUUGUUAGAUAAUGAUCGAAAUACUGCUCUGCAUUUAGCAUGUGAUAGGGGACACGAUAGUUGCGUAAAAGCUUUAUUAUAUUCUUCGCGGUUGGUUGAGAUCAAUUUACAAAAUCUAUCCGGGGAAACUCCAAUGUUUUUGGCUACAAGAUGGGGUUAUUUAGAUAUUAUUAAAAUUCUGUUAGAGAGUGGGGCUUCCGUUUGUUUAAAGAAUAACAGCAAUGUGAGCGUAUAUAAAUUAUCACCCAAUUAUUACAUUACGCAGCAUUUCACUGAAUUUGGAAGCUUCCAAAGUAAGAAAAUUCAAAAAGAGUUAUUGCACAUUAAACCCGAAGAUUCGUUGGCUGAUUUGGACAAUGUUUCCGAUAGCAAUGCUAAUCAACUUAUUCUGACCGAACAAGGUUUAUUCUUUGGAAAUGAAGCGAAAACUAGCUUAGAAAUGAAAAAGCUUGAAUUGCUGAUGAAAGUAAUUGAAAGCAACGAUGUGCCACUAACAUGUUACUACUUGGGGUAUAGCGGAAAUGCCAAAGAUGCGAACAGUAAUGAGCAAGUAAAGUGCCAUCCAUUGUGCAGUUGUACAAAAUGUUUGAAAAAUGCUGGAGACGAAUUUCCCGAUGGUCCUUCAAAUGAAAAUUCCAAUCUAGAAAUUAGAAAGUUUAAUAUAAAUAUGCGCAACAAGGACGGCUACACUCUCCUGCAUGUUGCAGCCAAAUUUGGAAGAACCGAAAUAGUGAGAAUUCUGCUGGAUGAUGGAGCCCUGCUUAAUGUCCGCACUUUGGAUACUCUUUUCACACCCUUGCACUUGGCUGUGAAGUUUCAAAAACUGCAGACUGUUAAAGAGCUACUGCAAUGUGGGGGCUGCAACGUAGAGGCUCAGGAUCACAGAGGCAACACCCCCUUGUACUAUGCAUGCAAGACGAAUAACAUAAAAAUUGUCGAACUUUUGCUGCAAAAUGGGGCAGACUGUCAUAAGAAAAAUUACGAGGAACAAACUGUACUGCAACUGUGCGAAGACAAGAAUCUGUUCAGGAUACGCAAGAUGUUCAGAGAGAAUAUAGGAGGAGUUUUAUCGAGUGACUGUUAUGAUUCUAGUCAUUCUAGUUUGCUUUAGUUGAGGGUAUCUUGUUAAUUCAUGCGAACAAGGCGGUUGAUUGAGUUUUCAAUCGGUGAAAGAAGUGUUGAGUAGGUAAUUUUAUUCGCGGAUAUUCUCAGGUCUCGGAAAAUAUAUAUUUUUACAGUUCAUGACCGUAAUUGAAUUAGGAGUUUGCGGGCAAAACAUUAUUGCUUUCCCUGCACAUCAUGUAAUAAUAUCACGUUGGCGACUGGACUUUAUGUUGGAUUUUUUCACAAUUGGGAGGAUUUUUUAAACCGCACUAAAAUUACCUUCUAAACAUUUAAUUAUUUUGCUAUAAAAUACCCCGAUUCAUUUAUAAUUGCGUUCCAAAAUAUGAUCUUUUGGGUCUAGUUGUUUUGCGUUUAUUGUUUUUAUGUAUUGGUUCAAAGUUCAUAAAUUUCGUUCCUACCACUUUUCUUCUUUGGAAAAUGCGAAAAUUCUUGAAGCUCCAAAAGUUCUCUUAUGUCAACAUUAUUCGCUAUAGUUGGUUGGCCAAUUGCAAAAUGGGAGAAGUUUGACAGCAAACGUUAGCAAUUGGAAACAUGUAAAAAUCGCGUUUUUUGCGUUAAAAAUUCACUAGCGAUCGCGAAAAUACCACGAAACGGUGAACAAAUAUUUUGGUGGCAGAAAUCAACCACUGUAUGACCAAAAAAUUUACAAAAUCCGGGUUUUUUUGAGUUUUUGACGGAACAAAGCGAUCGCGGCCCGUCUCAAACGCCAUUAAACAAAAGACUGUCUUAUUGGAGGGAAUGGUGCAAGAAUUGACGUACAGUUGAUAGAUUUUAGAUCUUUUUUUGUUUAAAUCGUUUUAAAAUUGAGUAAAAUUGGAAUUAUCAGAAAAGUCGUAAAUGUAAUAAUUUUUUAUUAUUAAAUUACUUCUAAUGACCUGCAGAAAGGUGAUUUACAUUAUGAUGAAUUUCGUGUCAUGUGUAAGUAAAAAAACAAUCCUUAAAGUCCUUAAAGACUUCCAUUGACUAAGUUUCUGAUAGUUUGAUAAUUAAAACUUCAAUCAUUUUGUAUAUAAGGUGUGAAAAGUUGUUUUGUGAAUUUUUUUAAUCUACUUCAACACAUAAUUUGUUUCUUAUAUUCUCGAAUAAGUGAGUAUUGAUAUUAUCCUUUAGCUUUUUUAUACGAGGAUACAAGCAAGAAUCGAAAGUUUAUCGAUUAUAUUAGUUGUCGAUUCAAGAUGUUAAUUUUCUACUUGUGUUUAUCUGUUUUGUAAAUUUAUACAAACGCAUUUCUUUCCAUAUUGGUCAUAAGAGCUGUAUGUUCCUUGUUUUUCUGCAUUUUUGUUAAUUAAUAUUUGUUACUGUUUUGCUAUUGCUUGUAACGAACACAUUAGUUUUAGUACAUUUGAACUAAUCAAGUGAAAUUGAAUAUUUGAAUUUUGCCCGACUGCCGAAUGUGGAAUAUUGUUACAAUUUUUUGAAGUACAGUUUUGAUUUACUUUCAGUAAAGCAAGCAGCGCGCACUUUGUGAAAGUGUAUGUAAAAUUAGGGCAGAAGGUAAAAUAUAUUUGUUGGAAAAAAGUGAUUUUAAUAAAAAAAAUCUGAGAAUA